This is a messenger RNA of Erigeron canadensis, 1172 nucleotides long. Its product is annotated as protein SRG1. Bases 42 to 1133 code for a protein of 363 amino acids. The record is from RefSeq and is a predicted model, not a curated record. The transcript has 4 exons. Lineage: Eukaryota; Viridiplantae; Streptophyta; Magnoliopsida; Asterales; Asteraceae.
CGUUAAUUUGUUACUUCUUAACAUUCUUAUAAUAACCAUAUAUGGCUCCUACACUCGAAUUCCCUCUUAAUGUAGGCCAAAUAGACGAUGUUCAAGAACUCAAGAAGUCCCGAAAAACUAAAAUUCCAAAUAGGUUUGUCCGUGAUAUGAAUGAAAGGCCAAUGCUAGCCACAAUCCCAUUACCGUCACCGGGUAGUUUACCGAUAAUUGAUCUAAAAAAACUCAUGAAAGGAAGUAAAGAAGAAUUUCACUAUGAAAUUUUGAAGCUUUCAACUUCUUGUGAAGAGUGGGGGUUUUUUCAGGUGAUAAACCAUGGGAUUGAUGUAGAUUUGCUUGACAAAAUAGAGGAAGUGGCUAUGGAGUUCUUCAUGCUUCCUAUUGAAGAAAAACAGAAGUACCCAAUGGCACCAGGAACAGUUCAAGGGUAUGGGCAAGCUUUUGUGUUCUCGGAACAUCAAAAGCUAGAUUGGUGCAAUAUGUUUGCUCUUGGUUUACUGCCUCACUUUAUUCGGAACCCCAAACUAUGGCCAACUAACCCGCCAUCGUUUAGUGAUACUGUGGAGGCUUACUCGCUAGAAAUUAGAAAGCUGUGUAAAGAUCUUCUAAAAUAUAUCGAGUUAAGCCUCGGGCUGAAUGGCAAUGUUUUUGAAGACAUGUUUGGGGAGUGCGUGCAAGCUAUCAGGAUGAACUACUACCCGGCGUGUCCUAGACCCGACCUUGUACUUGGUUUAAGCCCCCAUUCGGACGGCAGUGCUCUCACCGUGUUGCAACAAGGAAAAAGUAGCACGGUUGGUCUCCAAAUACUCAAAGACAAUGUAUGGGUACCUAUUCAGCCCGUUAAAAAUGCACUUGUGAUCAACAUUGGUGACACCAUAGAGGUCUUAACAAACGGGAAGUACAAGAGCUGCGAACAUAGAGCCGUGACACACAAAGAAAGGGAUAGGCUAUCAAUCGUGACGUUUUAUGCUCCAAGUUAUGAGAUAGAGAUUGGCCCAUUGCAAGAAAUGGUGGAUGAAAACAACCCUAGCAAGUAUAGAACAUACAACCAUGGGGAGUAUAGUAGGCACUAUGUAACCAACAAGUUACAAGGCAAGAAAACACUUGACUUCGCCAAAAUUUCACCAAAAAAGUGAUUAAUUAUAGACUAGAACUUGAAUAGUAUAAAAAAAUCC